GCGGUUCAUAUAUCAUCCGCAUGGGAAAUGUAACUUUGAGUUUGUGCGGUCAAGUCGAUUUUUGUUGAGUAGAACCUUGAAAGGCAUUGCAAUCGCACCGCACUUUGUAAACGCGUUCCGUGAAAAUAUAUGGUGCAAAUUGUUCCAAAAUAUUGAUCGUGAAUACUCAUUCAGUGUUUAAAUUGUGCUAAUAAAAUAAAUAUUCAUCAAAAUGUUCAGUGGAAUCGCAGACAAGAACCUUGGGGCGUUCCGAAGCAUCGGCGAGAAGACUGCGUCCCUCUUCGAGCGCAAGAAGAAAGAUGCCGAGCAAGUGGCUUCUGAGAAGGUGCAGGAAGCUGCCCAUGUCGUAGAAGACCAGGUCAAGAAAGCCGGUGAAAUCAUCGGCGGGGCACAGAAGACCGCUACCGACGCUGCGGGUACUGCUAACGACGCGAAGCACUCAGCCAUUGAUGCUUUAGACAAGGAGCUGUCGAAGGUAUCCCUGGCCGCUGGUGAGGCACAGGACGCGGCCAGCAAGGCUCUCGCUGACGGCAAGAAAGUCGUCGAUGUCACUAAAGACACAUUGGCGACCACCGCAGAUAACACAAAAAAGGCAGCUGAGUCAGCGUACAACACUACAAAAGAUACUGUGUCAAGCACUAUUCAAAGUACCGUAGAUACCACACAGAAAGUUGCUCAAUCGGCUAUUGAUACCGGCAAAACUUAUGCCACAACCGCUAGAGAUUCAGUCGCUAACACAGUCAAUAGUACAGUAGAAAAUACAAAACACGCCGCCCAAACGGCUGUAGACACGACAAAGUCUUACGUAGAUAGUGCCAAAGAUACUGCCCAAAGUACGUUUCAAAUGGCAUACGAUGCGUCCGUUGGUGCUGCUGGCUCCGCUUAUAAUAUGGGCUUGUCCUAUUUAGAGAGUGCUAAAGAUACGGUAGCAAGCACAGUAGAUAGCACAAAGAAAACUGCACAAAGUACACUAGAAACUGGGAAAACCUACGUCAACUCCGCCAAAGAUACGGUUCAGAGCACAAUUAAUACGACAAUAGAUACGACUAAAACUGCUGCCCAAACCGCAGUAGAAACAGGAAAAACAUAUGUUAACACGGCCAAAGAUAGUGUAGCGAAUACAGUUCAUUCAACUGUAGAUACCACGAAGAAUGUGGCGGCAGCCGCUGUAGAGAAGGGCACAACUAUGAUUGGCACUGCCAAAGAAUCCGUAGCAAACACAAUAAAUACAACUGUGGACACUACUAAAAAUGUGGCCGCCGCUGCUGUUGACAAAGGCACAACACUUAUUGGCAGUGCUAAAGAUACGGUUGCAAGCACAGUAGACACUACUAAAAAUGUAGCGGCUGCUGCUGUCGAUAAAGGCACUACAUUCAUUGGCACAGCUAAAGAUACCGUAGCAAGCACUGCACAGACUACAGUAGACUCGACUAAGAACGCUGCCGCAUCAGCUGUGAAUCAGGGAAGCACAUUCAUUGGCACUGCCAAAGAUAAUGUUACAAGCACAGUGCAAUCGACAGUAGACAGUACUAAAAACGCGGCGUCCGCUGCAGUUGACAAGGGCACAACACUUUUUGGUUCAGCUAAAGAUACGGUAGGAAGCACAGUCCAAACUACAUUAGAUACGACCAAAAAUGUAGCUGCCGCUGCUGUAGAAAAAGGCACUACUGCGAUUGGCACAGCUAAAGAUACGGUAGCCAGCACAAUUCACACUACAGUAGACACAACUAAAAACGUUGCUGCCGCUGCAGUAGAAAAAGGCUCAGCAAUGGUUGGCACAGCUAAAGAUACGGUUGCAAGCACAUAUCAAACCACUGUAGACACAACUAAAAAUGUAGCUGCCGCCGCAGUCGAAAAGGGCACUACCGCUAUUGGCACAGCUAAAGAUACGGUAGCAAGCACAUAUCAAACCACUGUAGACACAACUAAAAAUGUUGCUGCCGCCGCAGUCGAGAAGGGCACUACCGCGAUUGGCACAGCUAAAGACACGGUAGCAAGCACAGUUCACACAACAUUAGACACAACUAAAAACGUUGCUGCCGCUGCAGUAGAGAAAGGGUCAGCAAUGGUUGGCACAGCUAAAGAUACGGUAGCAAGCACAAUUCAAACCACUGUAGACACAACUAAAAAUGUCGCUGCCGCUGCAGUCGAGAAGGGCACUACAGCUAUUGGCACAGCUAAAGAAACAUUAGCGAAUACUGUACACUCGACUGUAGAUACCACUAAAAAUGUAGCCGCUGCAGCUGUUGAAAAAGGCACAAACAUUAUUGGCAGUGCGAAAGACACAGUGUCAAACACGGUACACAGUACAGUUGACACGACAAAAAGUGUGGCUUCAUCUGCAGUUGACAAGGGCUCGUCUCUAAUUGGCAGUGCCAAAGAUACCGUAACAAAUACAUUUGACUCGACAAAACAGGCUGCGGCUUCGGCUGUUGACACUGGCGUAUCUUACGCUACGAGUGCCAAAGACACGCUAGCAAAUACCGUUCAUAGCACUGUAGAUGCAACAAAGAAUGUUACAUCGUCGGUUGUAGACAAAGGCGUAUCUUUAGUAGGAAGUGCCAAAGAUACCGUAGCCCAUACUUUUGAUGCAACUAAAAACGCAGCCGCUUCUGCAGUUGGUACUGGUGUAUCUUUCGCCGCCAGUGCUAAAGACACGCUAGCAAAUACCGUACAUAGCACUGUAGAUGCAACAAAGAACGUAGCAUCAUCGGCUGUAGACAAAGGCGUAUCUUUCGUAGGAAGUGCCAAAGAUACAUUGGCAAGCACUGUAGAUACGGCUAAAAAUGCGGCAGCUGGUGCCGUAGACACGAGCAUUUCAUUCUUAGGAUCGGCUAAAGAUACGGUUGCAAACACAGUCCACAGCACUGUAGACACAACAAAGUCGGCCGCGGCUUCAGUUGUCGAUAAAGGAGUAUCUUUUGUCGGAGGUGCUAAAGAUUCAGUAACAGAGACACUACGCUUUAAAACUGAGGAGGUGGUGGAAGAUGCCGUAGACUCAGCUGAAGGUUUAAUAGAAACGAACCUUCAAGGGCCCAAAGAUUCUACUGAAAACGUUCUGAGUGAGGGUGUAAAGACAGUCGAAAACACAGCCGAUACGAUCAACACCACAGUGGACGCGACUAAGAAGGCCGCCGAAGACGCGAAGGCACAAGCCGCUAAGGCCGCUGAAGACGCGAAGGAGAAGGCCAGACUCGCUGCUAAAGCCGCUGAGGAUGAGGCCAAGAGAGUUGCUAACGCCGCCGUUGAAGAGUCGAAGAAGGCAGCCGAGAAGGCGGCAGCAGACGCCAGCAAUGCCAUCAACAGCACCGUGGACAACACCCUGAAGAGGGUGGAGACUGCCGCUGAUGAGGGCAUCAAGAACGCCAGCAAUGUUGUCGACUCCAAGCUCAAGGAAACUGACAAGUACCUCAAUGAGAAGAGGGAUCAUCUGCUGUCCAACCUGUCAUCAGCCGUCAAUGAUGCGUCAACAGGCGCCACCGGUCUGCUGAGCAAGGGCCUGACCGCCUUCCCCAAGUAGACGCUGUUCCACAUCUACCAUCAUCGCUACCUUCACGUGUGGAAAUGGAAAUAUAACAGGCUUUCAUUCGAUUUUUUACAAAAAUAGGCCUAAAUACAGAGCUUUGUGUAUUAAGAAAUAUCUUUAUUGAAUCAUAUUUAUGUAUAUCUUUAUAGUUUUGUAAUGACAAAAUUAUGUAAGGUAUUCAUAUUCUGAUUAUAUUUUUUUCGAACUUGGCUACUAUUUUUAACUUUUAUUUUAAUAACGUCAUACGGUUUAUAAAUAUAAAACAUGAUAUUCCAUGUCUGUGAAAACCUGUUACUUUCCUUUGUUACAUAUUUCGAAUAGUCCAUCACAUUUUGUUUAUAAACAUGCACAUUGUUCGUAAGUUUUGUUUUAAUUAAUAGUACAAUAUUGUAUAGUUUCUAGUUAGUAAGUUUUACUAACAUAAAUGUUAUAAAUGGACAUUGCUGAGAACAAAAUCAAAUAUUGUAUUACUUAACGAUAUUUUUACACGUUUCUAUCAAUGAUAUUUGCUUUGCAUAUUAUAUCACAAAAUCAAUUUGCAUUAUUUUAUAUUUAAGUCACAAAAUUGCAGUCUCAUGUGUAGGCGUCUAUAUUAUUUCUUAAGAUAAGUGUAAGUUAUUUUAAGCUCUUUUUAUAUUUUUUGGCAUUUGAAAUGCAUUUCGCAUACACAUGUCUCGAAUUUCUUGCUUGGCUUAAACCGUCCAUGAAUAGCCUUUUACAAAAUAUGAAUAAGGAAAUAUUUACCGUGUUCCUACAAUAGUACCUAACUCACAGCAUUACAGAAGUCUCGCAUAUUUAUGUGAUAGUGUGAUGCUCACAAAGCCUAAAAUAUUAUGUAUACUUAUUUGUUACUGCUUAGCAGUCUAUUUUAUGAUACGAAUAUAUACGGAUGUUAAAAAUAUAGUAGAUAUUUAUUAUAAGAACAGUCAUAUUUCUACAAUGGCGCUUAAAAUUUUAUUGUUGCUUUAUAAAUUAUGUAAUGAGGGUUUUCAAAAAUGGCGUUCACCAGGUGGCAGCACCGAGUCGUCAGGUCCAGGUAACUGUCAAAGUGCUUAUCUUUACUAUGAAUAGUGAACGAUUUUAGUGUUUUUUUUUAUUUUAUAAUUAAAGCACUGCAUUAUUGUUUUACUAUUGCGGUUGAGUAAAUAAAAAAAACUAAAUCAUAUUGUGUUAACAAAUUUUUCAACAAGCUUUUCCUUAGUACCAGUGACUUUUGCACCCUCUCUCUUAGCUCAAUUUUUAGUUCGGAAACCUUAUUCUGACCGCAGUCCAUAAUAAAAUCAAUAACACUUCCAAUAUAACAGAAUUUCAAUAAACAAUAAGUUCGGCACCUACAAUUCCAUACUAUUUGACAGCUGUUUGGACCUGACGCAUACGAAGCGCCGCCUGGCGGCAGAAAAAAUAUCGAAAACCCUCAUUGUAAAUGUGUUAUAUCCGAGUACCUACAUGUUUUAAUCAAAUAAUUAUUCAUUGUAAUAAUCUUGUUUAUUUUCUAUAUCUGUUAAAUUUAUCAUAUUACUUACUAUGUGUUGUUCAAUAAAUACAUGCGACCCAUAA
Molecule: messenger RNA, 5083 nt
Organism: Helicoverpa armigera (cotton bollworm)
Lineage: Eukaryota; Metazoa; Arthropoda; Insecta; Lepidoptera; Noctuidae
Product: perilipin-4
Exons: 34
Coding region: 212-3520 (1102 amino acids)
Cellular component (GO): plasma membrane
Source: RefSeq, a predicted model, not a curated record